AUGGAAUACGGUGCUCUUGUGUUUAUUAUAUUUAUAGGUAAUUCAAUUGGAAAGGUACCAUGGAUCGGAAUACUAAAAGUGAAUUUGGGCAAAGUAGACGCGGGGACUGGUAUUGUUUUGAUAAAGGAAAACGUCGCCAUUGCAGUCUCCAAUGAAGUUUCAAAGCUAAGUGAUGAUUUAAGACUGUCAGCUAGGAUAUAUUUUUAUAAUCACGGAUUGUCCACAUGUUACAUAAUAGAUAUGAAGACGCAUCCAGAGUAUUACAAAAACGUUCUUAACACAAUCACAUUAAUAUUUGUUAAGUGUUUAAGCAAAUUAUGGACCUAUAUACGUUGGCCGCAAGAAAAUAUGGUAUAUGACAGAAACCUCUUUGCAAUUGGAUUAAUUGAUAAUAAAGCUGGGUUUAGUCAAAUUAGUUAUAAUGUUGACAGAGUCAAUAAAAAUAAUUGCGAACAAUUUUAUUUAAACGAAGAGUUAGAUUACCACUCACUAUGGCCAAGAAAUAUAAUAUGUGUGAAAGCCGCUAUGAAAAAACAGUGCGUUUUUGAAGCGGGGAUGCCUCUUGUUCACAAGAAUGGACCUAUUUGGACUCUGGUUGGGAUAAGCACCCUUGGUCCUGGUUGUUCUUUACCAUCCCGAUUUAUCCUGCUCUCCCCGUAUGUUCCCUGGAUAGAGAGAAACUUAUUUACAUUCACAAGUCGGCGUAACAAAGAGCUAAACAAAAACGUAACAGUUACUGAAGACCGGUUUUUAAGUGAAACAAUUGACAAAGAAGACGACUUUGUUAUAUCAAAGUUCAGUGAUUCUAGCAUGGUUAUGAGAACAAAUUUAUCCAAUGUGGUAGACAAACAUGGAGAAUGUACUAAUAUUGACGGUGAGAUCAUGUACAGGGAUGAGGGACGAGUUGAAGCCAGUGGAUACACUGCAACUGGGACCUAUGCACUUUCCCUGUACGACACAUAUUACAAUAAAAUCACGUGUGUAAUGAUCCGUGUCUCCUGCAGCAAACGUACGCCAAGCAAACUGUGGUACGACACCGGUUUUCACCAGGAACACAUAGACCAGCUCUUAAAAACGGUCCCCAUAUUCAAAUGGAACCAAACCGUACCCCCAAAAAUCGUUUAUAAAAUAGACUCGUACGCAAAACACGAGAAAUACAGCACAGUGAACGUAAUUUUCAAGUUUGAGUUUACAAAUAAAGCGAGGAUUUUCGUUGAUUUUUACGCUAGAAGAUCCACUACAACAAUGAUACCUAUACCAGAUUAUAUGGAUUAA
Messenger RNA from Pieris macdunnoughi, 1275 nucleotides. The record is from the annotation of a GenBank genome assembly. NCBI's taxonomy places the organism in Eukaryota, Metazoa, Arthropoda, Insecta, Lepidoptera, Pieridae.